Messenger RNA from Ascochyta rabiei, 1416 nucleotides. RefSeq lists its product as uncharacterized. Gene Ontology annotation, molecular function: methyltransferase activity. The transcript has a single exon. The record is from RefSeq and is a predicted model, not a curated record. Bases 1 to 1416 code for a protein of 471 amino acids. NCBI's taxonomy places the organism in Eukaryota, Fungi, Ascomycota, Dothideomycetes, Pleosporales, Didymellaceae.
AUGGCAUCGACCAGCUCGACCAUUCCGACCACCGCGACCAGUUCGACCAGUUCGACCACCUCGAACACCUCGACCACCGCGACCACCUCGAACACCUCGACCACCGCGACCACCUCGAACACCUCGACCACCGCGACCACCUCGAACACCUCGACCACCGCGACCACCUCGAACACCUCGACCACCGCGACCACCUCGAACACCUCGACCACCGCGACCACCUCGAACACCUCGACCACCGCGACCACCUCGAACACCUCGACCACCGCGACCACCUCGAACACCUCGACCACCGCGACCACCUCGAACACCUCGACCACCGCGACCACCUCGAACACCUCGACCACCGCGACCACCUCGAACACCUCGACCACCGCGACCACCUCGAACACCUCGACCACCUCGAACACCUCGACCACCUCGACCAUCUCGACCACCUUGACCGCACCAGACGCGAGAGACCACAGCUUCGACGCCGCCUCGGAUUCAGGCUUCGACAGCGGCAGCCUCGUGGGCGACAACACCGACUCCCUCGCCUCCAACAUCCUCAACCACCGUAUAGAGAACGGGCGACAGUACCACGCCUAUCGAGAUGGGUCCUAUUGGGGGCCAAACGACAAUCUGGCCAAGGAGAUCCUCGACUUCGCACAUCACAUGUACCUACUGACGCUGGACCAAAAGCUACACCUCGCACCCAUACAGAACCCCCAGCACAUCCUCGAUGUUGGCACGGGCACAGGCAUAUGGGCCAUCGACAUGGCUGACCAGUACCCCUCUGCGACCGUCACCGGCACCGAUCUCUCGCCCAUCCAGCCUGAAUGGGUCCCGCCAAACUGCCACUUCGAGAUUGACGACGUCACCCUAGACUGGACGUUUCCAGCCGACCACUUCGACUUCGUACACAUUCGCGAGCUAUUUGGCUGCAUCCCAGACUGGGCUUUCUUCUUCCAAGAAGCAUACAAGCACACAAAACCAGGCGGCUGGAUCGAGAUUGUAGAACACUCGGUCCAGCCCAUCGCAGACGACGGCACCAUGGGGCCCGACCACUUCUACCACACAUGGGGCAAAACCGUAAUAGAGAUGGGCGACCGCUUCGGUAAGAGCUUCACAAUCUGGGAGGAGGCAAAGCAAAGAAUGCAGAGAGCUGGAUUUGUGGACAUUGUCGAGGUGGAAUACAAGUGGCCCAUGAACGGAUGGUCCACGGACAAGAAGAUGAAGAACAUUGGCCGGUGGAACCAACUGCGCUUGCACGACGGCAUCGAGGGCUUCAUGCUGAGGUUGCUGACACAAGUCGGAGGUUGGAGCAUUGCAAAAGCCCAAGUCCAUCUGGCGCAGAUGCGGAGAGAGCUCAAAAGCUACAGAACGCACGCAUAUCUGCCAGGUACCGUGGUGUAUGGCAGGAAGCCAUUACGAUGA